AUGAAAGUUUUUGCAGGAAUUCUCAUAGGAUAUGUUAUCUUUGAUGCUAUUAUGGCUGCUCCUACAAUGAGUUCUGUAACUUAUGUUUCCGAAAUAUAUGAAGACCUGGAUAAAUUACACGACCAUGAUGAAGAACUUUACAUUGAUCAAGCACAGCUAUUAGAAAUCUUUGGAUCAAGAAGUCUGAAAACAAUGAGUCUUAAUGGAACUCAAGUAUGUCCAAUUCCUAUCCCGGGAGAUUAUGUUUAUGAGAGAAAUUUACCACAGCUUCGUUAUCUCCGCUUGGAUGGCAAUGGAAUCAAACCCCCAAUUCCAUUGGACCUCAUGUUGUGCUUCCGUCUCCUUCAGGCUCUUGUUAUUUAA
Messenger RNA from Thamnophis sirtalis, 363 nucleotides. The record is from RefSeq and is a predicted model, not a curated record. Lineage: Eukaryota; Metazoa; Chordata; Lepidosauria; Squamata; Natricidae.